AUGACAGAGAUAACAGCAGGAAUCUUCGAUAACUACAAUGGAAUCGACAUUCAAAUUUUCACAAUUCAAUCGAAAAAUAUCGUCGCUAAUGUCUUAACUUACGGCGCUUUGCUUCAAUCUCUGUUCGUUCCCGACAAAAACGGAGCAUUUGAUGAUGUCACGACUGGAUUUGACAACAUAGAGGACUACAACAACAAAGGGAGGAAGGAUGGGUCGAUUAUGGGGAGAUAUGCGGGGAGAAUUUCCAAUGCCAGUUUUUCGCUGAAUGAUCAAGAAUACGAGUUAUUCAAAAUCAACGGCGAUCCACCAAAACACUCCAUUCACGGGGGCCAGUUCGGAUUCCACACUAAAAUCUGGACGCCGAAAAUCAUCACCAAUGGAGUUGAACUGACCUACAUCUCUGAAGACAUGGAAGAAGGCUAUCCUGGAACGCUGACUGUUACAAUCACUUACGAAGUCGUCGAAAACGAGUUAAAAAUAACCUACAAAGCUGUAACGGACAAAGAUACAGUGAUAAACCUAACGAAUCAUGCGUAUUUCAACCUCGAUGGUCAUUCAAACUGGGGAAAGCUCAAUCGUCAUGAAAUAAGAAUUCCUUCCGAUUUUGUGCUGGAAACAGAUGACGAGUCGAUUCCGACAGGGGAGUUUAUUGAUGUUUCAAGAACUGCUUUUGAUUUGAGAAAUGGGGUGUUGCUGACUGAUCAAAUUCUUGGCUUCGUCCCUGGGAGCAACGGAUACGACCAUACAUAUGUGCUGAAAACCGAAGCGUCAAGCGUUGAAAAACUCGCUGCUCGGGUGGAAUCAUUCUCAUCCGGCCGCGUGAUGGAAGUUUACACGACCCAACCAUCGGUUCAAUUUUAUACGGCGAAUAUUUUCACCGGUCAAGUUGGCAAAGAAGGAGUUGUUUAUGAAAAACAGUCUUGUCUGGCGCUUGAAACUCAGUUCUUUCCAGACUCGCCAAAUCGACCAGAAUUUCCCUCAACUGUUCUGACUCCUGAUUCAGAAUUCUUUGAAACUGCAAGAUUUGUGUUCUUCUGA
Molecule: messenger RNA, 1038 nt
Organism: Oikopleura dioica
Lineage: Eukaryota; Metazoa; Chordata; Appendicularia; Copelata; Oikopleuridae
Source: the annotation of a GenBank genome assembly